This is a messenger RNA of Haemonchus placei, 174 nucleotides long. The record is from the annotation of a GenBank genome assembly. Lineage: Eukaryota; Metazoa; Nematoda; Chromadorea; Rhabditida; Trichostrongylidae.
AUGGUCGCUUGGAGAGCUGCUGGAAUUAACUAUGUACGCUUUUCUCAGAUUGCAGCGGAGGUUAUAAAGAAGUGCACCAAACCGACUGGUAAAAGUGGUGAAACAAGGGCAGCUGCAUCAGCUACUUUGAAAAUGUCUGCUUGGGAGAGUGGCAAAGCUGUCAAGAAGCUCUGA